This is a messenger RNA of Psammomys obesus (fat sand rat), 1047 nucleotides long. It is a transcript of the gene Tbpl2, whose product is annotated as TATA-box binding protein like 2. The record is from RefSeq and is a predicted model, not a curated record. Gene Ontology annotation, biological process: DNA-templated transcription initiation. Gene Ontology annotation, molecular function: DNA binding; RNA polymerase II general transcription initiation factor activity. The transcript has 7 exons. Bases 13 to 1047 code for a protein of 344 amino acids. NCBI's taxonomy places the organism in Eukaryota, Metazoa, Chordata, Mammalia, Rodentia, Muridae.
UGCUCUCCUCUCAUGGAAGAGGACAUGUACCUAGACCUCUUUCUGGAGCCAUAUGCCAUCCAGGAUGAUUUUCCUCCAGCUAUGUCUCAGCUGUUCAGCCCAGGAGCGCCUCUAGAUGUGCACCCACUUAUUCCAUCCAGGCCAGAGACUGUGUUUAAUUCACAUGUUGGUGGAGUGAAAAAAACACCCAGUGACUUUUCAUCUGUGGAUCUAAGCUUCUUAUCAGAUGAACUUACCCAAGAAAAUAAAGUCCGAGCUGUCAUUGGAAACAAGCAUGAAACCAAAGAAUGUUGUAAAACUCAAGGUUGGCAAAGUAAGCUGCAGGUGCCCAGUGAACAGGGCGAUGGGCUGAGCUUGAAUAACAGCAGUUCACCAGAUACCCAGUCACAUCUGUGCUCUGAUGGUACUGACUCCAAACAGCCCUCUGCAAAAACACUAAACUCCAAUGUCUUAUCUAUGGCAUCCAUAGUGUCCAUGGCACCAAUGAACCCUGUGCCAGAAUGUUAUGGAAUUAUGCCUCAAUUACAGAAUGUAGUUUCCACUGCAAAUCUGGCAUGUAGAUUGGACCUGAGAAAAAUAGCUCUGAAUGCCAAAAACACAGAAUAUAACCCAAAGAGGUUUGCUGCAGUCAUAAUGAGAAUCCGAGAGCCAAGGACAACAGCCCUCAUAUUUAGCUCUGGGAAACUGGUCUGUACAGGAGCCAAAAGUGAAGAGGAGUCUCGACUAGCAGCAAGAAAGUAUGCUCGUGUGGUGCAGAAGCUUGGGUUCCCUGCCAGAUUUCUCAAUUUUAAAAUUCAGAACAUGGUUGGAAGCUGCGAUGUGAAAUUUCCCAUCAGGCUGGAGAUUUUGGCACUAACCCACCAGCAGUUCAGUAGCUAUGAACCUGAGCUGUUCCCUGGCCUUAUUUAUAAGAUGGUAAAACCACAGGUUGUGUUGCUCAUUUUUACAUCUGGAAAAGUUGUGUUGACAGGUGCCAAAGAGCGUUCUGCAAUUUAUGAAGCAUUUGAAAACAUGUAUCCUAUUCUAGAGAGUGUUAAGAAAUUCUGA